Molecule: messenger RNA, 1581 nt
Organism: Cladocopium goreaui
Lineage: Eukaryota; Dinophyceae; Suessiales; Symbiodiniaceae
Source: the annotation of a GenBank genome assembly
AUGAAGUCAGUGUUGAAGUGGUGCGGGAGGGAGCGUUUGGAUCAACUCCUCACCAGCCGCGACAACCGGGAGGGCCUGGCCAGACAGUUGGAAGCCGAUACCAAGCUGCUGACCUGGCUGGAGAACUGCUACCCUGCGGUUGGAACUAAGCGUGCUGCAGUGGAUGAGUUCCUGGCAGGGAUUGCAGAUCUUGAGUUGGCAGAUGAUGAGGUGCUUCAGUUGAUCAACUUGGCACCAGUGGAGACCAUGUAUCUCUACAGCUUGUGCGAAGACUGCGAAAACCGCUUCAGCGAGGAAGACUUGCAGCGGAUUUGCCACCUGGUAGAUGGUCACGAGUCAGUCAUGGGUCAUGAGGCCUCACAUUUGAUCGAAGUUGAGCACUACGUAGCAUUACUGUGCCCCACUGCUCCACGCAGCUUUUGCUUCCAGCCUUCGCAGCUUGAUCCCAUGCAGCCCAGCCAUGCUGCGACACUGGGCCGGGCGCCCCGGGUGCCCAGGGCACCCCAAGUGCUGCGCCCAGCGCCGCGCGGCGCAGCCGUGGCCAAGGCACCGGCCGUGCCGCGCAGCUCCCUGGCCUUUGCGGCCGUGACGGGCGCCAUCGCGUGGAAGACCUGGACGGCCCGGCGGCAACGGGCACCGCAACAGGUGGAGAAAAUGAACACGAAGAAUUUCCUGAGCACGGGCAGCUUGACCCUGGACCUGGCCCUGUGUGGUGGGUUGCCGCGCGGCCGCAUGGUGGAGAUCUUUGGGGAGCCGCAGUCGGGCAAGACCUCUCUGGCCCUCAGCUGCCUACGGGCUGCGCUGCGGAACAAGCAGAGCUGCGCUGUUCUGGACGUAGACCGGCAGUGGCCCCACUGUGACGCCUCUGAAGAUCAGCUACUUCGAGCCCGACCGAAGAAUGCAGAGGAGGCCAUGGAGAUGAUGGUAGAUCUGGUGAAUUCCAGGCAAUAUGACCUCAUCAUUUUGGACAGUGUCGCCAGCUUGAUCUCCAAAGAAGAGUUGGAGGCCGACAUUUCGUCCACAGAGGUUGGCUUCGCAGUGCCGAAGCUGUUGAGCAGAUUCUGCACAAGGAUGGAGAAGAUCUUGCCCGAGACCGGGACGACCAUCAUUUUCACCAACCUUUUGAGGAACUCCAGGUGGUCGGACUAUGGCGCUGACAGCGAAGUGACCUGUGGAGGCAAUGCAGUGAAGUACCGUUGCAGUCUUCGCAUCGCAGUGAGGCAGCUGGAGAGACCACGAUGGAGCGAAGGCGGUGAAGAUGAGGAUGUAAAGGCAAUGAAAACACUGCUGGAAGUGGUCAAGAACAAGGACGGACCAAAGGGACCGCCAGUGGAGUGUGACCUUCUGCUAGGGAAGGGCAUUUCCUGGGAGAGCAGUGUGGUUGAGGCCGCCAUGGACCUCCACGUCCUUGCCGACGCAGAUGCCGAAAGCGACGCAAGUGGUGCCGUGGUCUUCCAGGGCCAGGCGCGGCAGCCGAGCGACUGGGCCAAGGUGUUGGAGGACGACCCCAAGAUCUGCCAACAGCUGGCGAAGGCGUGUCGCAAAGCGUGGAUUCGGAGAAUGAAUUGGAUGACAACAUGA